GUGCAGUGAGGUUAAAUUUCUUUUGUAAAUAAAUAGAAAUUAAAAUGGGAAAAACCAUCCAUUGCCGUAUCAAGGCUCGUCUGGAAAAUGUAGAAGAACUCAAAACGAACCACCCCGACUACUCGUUUUCGUUGAAAUUGAAAUGCACAGGGUGCGGAGAGGUAUCAGACAAAUGGCACGAUAUCAUAGAAUCGGAAAAGUUUCCAGGCAAAACCGGAAGAUCCGAGAACAAUUACAUUGCCAAAUGUAAAAUGUGUGGUAGAGAGAACAGUUUGGAUAUUGUACCAGGCAGCAAUGCUUCCUACACGAAUGAAGAUUCAGAAAAACUGAAAUCGAUUGUAGCUUUUGAAUGUAGAGGAAUUGAGCCUGUGGAGUUUCGUCCCUUGGAGGGCUGGAUUGUUAAAGUUGAUGGUAGUUCAAAGAUUUACAAUGAAGUUGAUCUCAGUGAAAAAGAAUGGGUCGAGUAUGAUGAAAACAUUCAAGAAUCUGUUGGAGUUUACGAUUUUGAUUAUAAAUUAAGCUAAAUUUAUAGAUUAUUUCAUAAACAACACUAUAUAAUGCAUUUUUUGUUUAUAAUUACAACAUUUACAACGUAAAACAUAAUAUAGAAAUACA
Ceutorhynchus assimilis (cabbage seed weevil) is the source of this 615-nucleotide messenger RNA. Lineage: Eukaryota; Metazoa; Arthropoda; Insecta; Coleoptera; Curculionidae. The record is from the annotation of a GenBank genome assembly.